Molecule: messenger RNA, 1331 nt
Organism: Saccoglossus kowalevskii
Lineage: Eukaryota; Metazoa; Hemichordata; Enteropneusta; Harrimaniidae
Biological process (GO): cell-matrix adhesion
Molecular function (GO): calcium ion binding
Source: RefSeq, a predicted model, not a curated record
GGGUUUGGGUACGUGCCCGUGUGGAUUUUCUCAGGGUCGACAGGAUAAUUCAUUCUCUAAUGGAAAUGAUGGUAAUGAUGAAGUUGCCGACAACUACGAUGGUGAUGAGUUGGAUACAAUCUACUACGAACAAUCAAUAGUAGACAAGGUCGUAGCUUCACCAUUCAGACAUCGUUUCCUAAUCCUUACGGAGCCGGACAAAGAUGCUCGUAUCGUUCAGAUCACACACUUGUGUAUGGUUACGACCAGUCUAUAUGGAGAAGCAGCUUCAUGGAGCGUCAUCAGUUUUUUGGACGCAUUGGUGGUGGAGGUGGUGGUGGUGGUUCUUUGAUUGGAGGAGAUAUAUUCUAUGGAUUUAUGAUGAUAUCUUCCCUCGCUACUAUUGUUGUGCACUAUCACGUGACCCAUAUUUCUGUGAUUUGUACGCUGAGAAGCGCCCUCCCGGUGAUUGCGGCGGCUACAUUCCUCCAAUAUGGGGAUGGAUGAUUGGAGAUCCUCAUUUUACGACUCUAGAUGGCGUUUCAUACACGUUCAAUGGUUUUGGGGAAUAUACAUUGGCUACAGUUGAUAAUGGUUUCUUCAGACUUCAAGGUAGGACAGCUAAAGCCUUGGACGAGGAUGGAAAUCCUGUAGAUCAUGCUACAGUUUUUAUAGCAUUCGCUGCCAAAGAAUCCUCUUCAUCCACGCAAGCACGAACUAACUGUGGGGAUAACCAAGAAUGCCUUUUUGACACGUUAGCAACUGGAAGAGAAGAUAUUGGUAUUCUUACUAAAAACACAACUACACAGAUAGGCAGUCAAGUCAGUGAUUUAGCAAACUUCCCACCAAAUAUCACGGGUGAAGGUCUAAUAGAAGCAGAAGUUGGUAAACAAAUCAUAGUGGAGCUCAAUGCAACAGAUCCCAAUGGUGAUGACGUUGUCUAUGACUUAUUAGAAACCAUACCCGGUGGUCAAAUCUACCAAAAUGGAAGUUUUGUCUGGACGCCAGAGAAUACUGUCAAGGUGAAUUUAUCAUUCAUUGCAUCAGAUGGAUCAGCAAGUUCAGCUUUAAAUCCUAUAGUUAAACUAUGUGAAUGUAAAAAUAAUGGCACGUGUAAUUAUAAUACAACAGUUCAAGGUUCUGAUAUUAAUAAUGACAAGUUUGCGAUGUUAAACAAGCUUUCUCUUUUUGAAGAUUUUGACGAAUGUUCGGAAGGCCAUGCUGACGACAAUUCAGCUACGUUCUGUGAACAAGGAUGUGAAAAUACACUGUUGAGUUACCUAUGUCGAUGUUAUGAGGGGUAUCGUUUAAAUGAAGACAAGAAAUCAUGUGACGGUGAGUUCAACAAAUAA